Messenger RNA from Papaver somniferum (opium poppy), 1578 nucleotides. RefSeq lists its product as uncharacterized. Bases 1 to 1578 code for a protein of 525 amino acids. Gene Ontology annotation, molecular function: RNA-DNA hybrid ribonuclease activity; nucleic acid binding. NCBI's taxonomy places the organism in Eukaryota, Viridiplantae, Streptophyta, Magnoliopsida, Ranunculales, Papaveraceae. The transcript is spliced from 4 exons. The record is from RefSeq and is a predicted model, not a curated record.
AUGGCAACAAGAACGGGACAUCUUAUGCACAAACUAGUUUCUCCUCAACAAGUUGCUUAUGUCAAUGGUAGAUGUAUUCAAGAUCAGAUUAUGCUUGCUUCUGAAAUGGUAAAUGAGAUGGUAAAAAAGAGAAGAUGUGGCAAUGUGGGGCUUAAGCUUGAUAUUUCUCAAGCUUAUGAUUCAUCUGCAAGAAUUUCUGUGAUGGUUGAUGGGGGUCCCUGUGGUUUCUUCUCAGUAGGCAGGGGAUUGAGAAAAGGGGAUCCCUUGUCUCACAUUCUUUUUGUAUUACUGGAGGAAGCAUUAAGUAGAAGAUUAACUCAGAUGGUGGAAGCAGGCUUAAUAUUUCCAAUGGUUGUAAGAAAGGGUAUUCGUCCAACUCAUUUACUAUUUGCAGAUGAUGUUUUCAUUUUCUGUAAUGAUGCAAAGAAGAGAAUUCUAAACUUGAUGAAGUUUCUUGAAGAUUAUCAAAAGAGUUCUGGUCAGAUAAUAAAUAAACAUAAAAGUAAAAUGUUCAUUGAUGGUGGUGCUGAACUGAGAAAAAGUCAACUUAAACAAAUGAUUCAAAUGGAAAAAACUGUAUUCCCAGAUAAAUAUCUUGGGGUUAUUCUAUAUGUUGGAAGGGUAAAAGUCUCAACAGUAUGGCCAAUGGUAGAACUGAUGCAGAAGAAACUUGCUACAUUGAAAGGUUUGAAAUGGGCCUGGGAAGCCCUCAAGGAAGAUGUUAGAUGGAGAAUUGGUGAUGGUAAACAAAUAUAUGUCUGGUUUGAUAAUUGGAUUGAGGAAGGCACAUUAAUAGAUAAAAUUGGUUAUACAUCUUUUGUAAAUGACAAUAUCCACUUGAAAAUUUCUGAUAUCAUAGCUGAUGGUGUUUGGUAUCUGCCAACUGAGCUUCAACAGACAAUUUCAAAUGGGCAAUUACCUGAAAUUUGUGGAGGAGCAGAUGUCUUAAUAUGGACAAGAAACUUAAAACGUAAAUUUUCUAUGCCUGAAGCUUUAAAUAAAAUUAGAGAUAAAGAACAGGAAAACAAGAAAUUCUUUGAUAAUAUAAAGCCAAAUGCUAAGGCUUUUAAAUGCAGAAUUCUCAAGUUAGUGAAUGAAGGAGGCUUAAGAAUGACAGGAACCAAAUGGAAUCAAACUUAUGAUAAUGAAAUAAUAACAAGAUUUGAUUUGGGACCUAGAUAUUCUAAAUUUCAGGUCAUUAAAAGAUUCCAAUGGAGUCCACCUGAAAUUGGUUUUGUAAUGUUCUGCUGUAAUGGUUCUUCAUUUGGGAAUCCUGGUGCAGCAGGCUUUGGAAUUGUUGUAAGAAACUUAGAUUGUCAGGUGGUUGCUACUUUAUCUGGAGGUAUUGGGAUUGCUUCAAAUUAUCUAGCUGAAACUUAUGGUGUCAUAAAUGCAAUGGAAUUAGCAGUACAAUGGGAGCUGCAGAACAUCAUAAUUGUGUCAGACUCAAAAACAGUAAUUGUAGAGUUUAUUCAAGGAAAUGUUCCCUGGUUUAUUAAAGGAAGAUGGUUGAAAGCUAUUAAGCAGUUUAAGCAAAUAAAAUAUAUGCAGUUACAGGGAGGUCAAUUUCUCUGCUGA